UUGUGCCGCCGUUGUCUUGCGCCGCCACAUCUCUGCACGUCGUAGAAGUUGCGCGCUAACGAUCGUCUUCGUGUUUCCUCUAAGGCGAGGCACGAGAGAGCAGCGAACGAGGCUAGAGAGUGGUGCCAAACACACGAGGAAAGCAAUCGCUGUGUGUUACGUGCGCGACGUCGUUACGAUCGUAUGCUGCGUGCGCAUUCUUCCCUGUUAGACAGAGACGUAAAUACAGGAGGUGAUAGAAAGAGAAAGAGAAAAAGAAAUAUAGUUUGAAGCGGGUGCGAAAUCCGACAACGGAUCUCAGUGUGCGUUCGUCUUGCGUGCGUCGUUUAUACGUGCGUGCGUUCGUGUAUAAGAAGAGACUUGUGAUAUGUGAAAAGUGCGUGGAAGAAGGCGGACAAGGCGUGUGAGAGCGCCUUUGCUUUUCUCCUGUCUUGAACACAAAAAAAAAAGAAGAAAAAGAAUAAGAAGGUUGAAGACGAAAAAUAAAAUUGGAUAUUCUGUGCGUGUGUGUCGUCCCUUCUUUGCCUCUCUCCGGUGUUGUGCUUUACCGUAAUCAGUGGGGCGCAAAUAACGGCGGAUAAAGUGAAAAGUAAAGUGUAUAGAGAAAAGAAGAGAAGAGAAUUAUUCGAACGUCGUCGACGUCGUUGUCGUUGCCAUUGCGUAGCAUUGUCGACGUCGUCGCCGCUGCCAUCGACAUUAUUAUUGUGUUAUGUUGUGUUCAUUUGAAGGAACAAACGAAAAGGUGCAAUAGAACGGAAAGAGACAAGAGAGAGAAGGAACGAAAAAGCGGGAAGCGAGAUUCUCAGUGUGUGCAUCAACGCUUCUCGCUCUGUCUACCGGCGGUUCUCUCGUGAGUUGUUCUCUCUCUCUCUCUCUCCCCCUUUCUCCCUAUUCAACCCCCUCUCUUUCUUUGACUUUCUUCGAGGAUUUCGCGCGAGGACGCGCACGAUAGAAAGAGAGGGAAAUAGAAGAAGAAGAAAACGGCGAAGAACCGAAAAUGCGAUACGAGAGUGGUGAGGCCGCCUAGCGUAGUAGCAUAUCGGCCCUAGCACGGCUACGGGCCCCUCUGCGAAGAGAGUUUUAGCUGUGGAAAAAUGGCGGCCGAUAACGAAGCCUCUUGCGCGAGUGACCCAAAUUUUGCCGUGAUCUGCUCCUUCCUCGCUCGUUUCGGCAAAUCCUGUGGCAUAGUCUAUCCAGACAUAGCAAGGUUGCAAGAGAUGAUUGAGAAUACGCAGGAAGUACCUCAACAAUUAGUAGAUUUACAUAUAAAAUUGCUAAGAAAAACACGUAAGACAGUCUGUCCUGAAAAGUGGGAACGAGCAUUGGUGAAAUUUUGUCAUACGUAUUCUAAUCAGGAUGGGUGGGAACUUGAACGUUUUGGUUAUAAGAAAGCUCGUAUUACUGUUAAAUUACGUCUACUUAAGGUACUCUUGGAAACUCAGUUUGAUUUGAAUCAAAAAUUUAAAAAUGAAGUAAAUAAACUUACAGCAGAUGAGUUGCGUGUGGAACCAUUAGGGAAGGACAAAACUGGAUUAGCUUAUUGGUGUCAAUUCGAUGAGGAGUGUAAUAUUAGAGUAUACAGGGAGGAUUUAGAUGAGGAAAAUUGGGAACUAGUAGCGAAAGAUCGAGAAGGUUUUGUCAAUUUAAUAAAUUCUCUAUCAAAUGGUGAAGCUGAAUCGAUACCAAUUAAUGAAGAUAGUAAUAGUUUAGAAAUAUCUGAGAAACCUAUUAUAGACACUGGUCAAGUAACUACAUCACCCAGUUUGGAGGAAAAUGAAGUUAUACAAGAAAAUGGCACUCAUAAUGGUAAUUUAGAAGAUAAAGUCGAACAAAAAGAUGCCCUUACAAAUGGUAAUGAUCAUGAAAAAAAUGGUAUUAUCGCUGAUCAAAGUAAUGCAGAUGUUGAAAAUGAUGAGGAAGAAAUAGAUGAGGAAGAGGAGGAAGAAGAAGAUGAUGAUGAAGAGGAGGAGGAAGAGGAGGAGGAAGAAGAGGAAGAGGAGGAUGAAGAAGAUGAAGAAGAAGAAGACGAAGAAGAUGAAGAAGAUGAAGGUGUAACUAAUGAUGAAAGUUCCAAACAAAAUACAGAAGAAGAUGAUUCCUUAGAGGUAGCACAAGGUCAAGUUACAGAAUCAAAUAUACAAGUUGCAAAUACUGUAAAAGUGACCAAUGGAAGUGCCCAUAUACCGAUUGAGAAAAUAAUUGCAAAGAAAACCUUACCAGAAGAAGCUAUUGUAUCUCAUACACCUGAUACUAAGCCUCUGGAAAUUGUUAAAUCUGAAAAUCUAAUAAAAUCAAAUAUCAAUAAAAUUACUAAUGAAGAAUUAGUACCUUUAAAAUCAAUAGAAACAUCUGUGAUCACUUCUCCUCUUAAACUUGUAAAUAUUGCUGAUUUGAAACAAAUACAGGAAGAAAAGAAUCCAAAUCAUAUAAUGCCUAUUAGUACCCCAAUAAAUAUAUCUAAAAAACAUAAUACUAUGGAGGAAACAACAGAAUCUGUAAUGAAAUCUUUAGAAAAAUUAUCUGGUAAAAAUAGCCUUUCUUUUGCACAUACAGAUAUUACAUCUGGACAUAGUAAAUUGUCUGUUAAACCAAUAAAUCAAUUAGCUGCAAAUCUUGUAAGAAUUCAGUCUGAAAAACAUGAAAAAUCUAGUGGAGCAAAGUCACUAGAAAAAAUAGCAGAGAAUCUGGCAAGAUCUGGAGGUAUACUUAAUUCAACAAUCAAUGGAGAUGAUGACAGGUUACCACAAGAUUUUUGUCCAAGAAGUCAACCUGAAAAACCUGCUAUACUUCGAGGACAUAGAGGCAUGGACUUAUCUACAUCACCUCGUAGUUGGGAAAGUGUGAAUGAACAAAGUAUUCCUGUGGAUUUUUCGGGAAGUAAUCUUUCUAGUCGAAAAUUCACCAAAAGUAUGGAUUUAUCUACACCUGGAUAUAGAUCUCAAAAUUUUCAACAUAGAGAAAUGGAUUUGAGUACUAAAAAAUCAAACAAAUCUGAUGUCCAAAAUCUAUCCUUUGAUUCUAGAGCAGUGAUGAUGCGUAAUCAUGCUAUGGUAGCAGACUUGAGUAAACGACAGAUGCCAUUUACAGCUUAUGAAAUGUCUGCUGCUGCAUAUCACAACAAUCCUAGAUUACCUCCUAAAGAAGAGCAUAGAUUAUCAAGCUAUGGGUUGCUUUCUGAUCCAAAUAAAAUAACUGCUUUAAGAAUGGGUUCAACUUCUUUAAAAAGGCCAUUAGAAGGGGAUGAUGUGCAGUCUGAUAUUUUAAAAAGAAUGAGGCCAGAUGUAAUACCUAUUAGAGGAUCCAUUGAUAAAAGAACAAUGAUUAAUAAUAGUUGGAGAGAAGAUAUAAUAGGUGAAGCGAUUGAAGAACCACUAAUGAUGGUUCAAGGUGAAGGAUCCGGUAGUGAUUGUGAUGCUGUUAAUCCUGGAAUUGGUGAACCUAUAGAAGAACCUGUUAUGGUAUUCUACGGUGAAGGUUCUGGAGUUGAAUGUGAUACAGGUAAUCCUGGUGAUGAUACGUCAGCUGAUAAUAAGGAAAGUAGCAGUCAGUCCAAAAGUGAAGCUGACUCAGCGACUGCAAGUUUAUCUUCAAGUGAAAUCUUAAAUGAAGAAAAUCUAAUAAAGGAAGUUUCAACUGCUUCAGUGGAGACAAGUAAAAGUCCUGUAAGGUUUAAUAGGAAUUAUUCUCAAUCUAAUGUCGAUGUUAAUGAAAGCCAAAUAGUAGGCUCUACACAAGAAAAACCAAAAUUUAAACCAACUCUGGGUGUUCAAACAAUUCCGAAAAGUACAAGUGGUCCUAUUAAACGGUUAUCGAGGUGGGAUGUAGGUAAACCUGCAGAAAAAACGGAAUGUGACAGCAGUAUCAUAUCAAAUGAAGAAGACAUAUCACAAAAAGAACAGUAUUUUCCCAAAGAAGGCACUAGUAAUCAGACAUGUAGUAAUACAAAUGAAAGCACUUUACAAACAAGCGAAGAUUUAUCUUUGUCAAAAGGUAGCUUUGAAUGUCUUUCUAGCACUGAUAAUUUAAAUGAAAAAAUGAAUGCAAAUUCUUCCAAUGAAGUUAGUGCGCUAGAUCAAAAUAGUAUAGAAUCUAACAUUACUGAUACAGAUGCAAUUGAUAGCAAUUCCACAAAAUCUAAAGAAAAUUCUAAAUUAUUGGAAACUAUACAAUGUGAUUCCUCUAUAUCUUCAUGCCAAGCAGAUACUUCAGAAGUUUUAGAAUCUAGUACAAACGCUAUACUUGUACCCUACUCAUUAAGCAGUGAAAAAGUCUCUACAAACGUUUCAGAUUCAUGUAGCAUAGUUACACAAAAUUCAGAAUUUUUACACAAAAUCGAUAACGAGUGUAAACCAAAAUCUGCAUCACCACCAAGAUUUUUUUUUGGACCAAAUUGCAUUUCAUAUACUUCAAAGUCCACAGAUCUGGAAACUCAAUCGGAUCAAAUUGUCACUACAUCGAUUCAAUGUAAAUCUGACACGCUACAGUAUGAAUGUGUUUCUUCUUCUAAACCUUCAGAAGAUACACUGCUGUCAUAUAAAUCAGAAGAAUUUGAUGUUACUCAAACAAAUAAUAAUUCAUUAAAACCUAGUUCAUUUGAUUCUCAUAAUAUAUAUUGUACAAAUGACAAGAGAGAAAAACUCGAAGGUUCAAGUCAUGCAUGGAAUUCAAAUGAAGAAAGUGUCAGUAAUGCCAUUGAUCAAUCAAUAUCAAGAACAACUCAUCAAAUAGAUGAUUUACAAUCCAAUACUGUACAAGAAUCGGAGGAAACUACUGUAAAACUUGAAAAAUCUGAAUCCACAGAUAUUGUUUCGCAAUCUUUUAUUACUAAUAAUGUAAAUGUAACAUUAAAUACAGCAGAAUCAUUAACAAAUAGUUCAGAUCUUCAGCAUAAAAAGAACAUAGUGAUUGAUAAUGAUAUGAAGACCGAGCAUGUGACACAAUACAAUGAAAACACUCCAACUAAUGAUCAAUCGAGAUUUAUGGAUGAUAGAUCUUAUCAAUCAACAAAUGCUGAAAAGGAUGCCAAUCUUAAUAUAUCAGACAAUAUAAAAGAAAUCGUAGAAUCACCUAGUACUUACUCUGAGAAUGAAGCUGAAUAUAAAUCUUUGAAAAAAGAGGAAACUUCUCAUGAGAUUAUAGAAAAAACAGAAUCUGAUCCUACAACAAAUACGUGUAUGUCACCUUGUAAUAAAGAUCGGGAUCAAGAUGUGCAAAUGGAAUCUAAAAAUGUACAAGAAUGUGCAAUUGAAGAAGAUAAUACUAAUAUGUUAGAAUCUACAGAUUUAAUUUCAUCUCCAAAUUUCCAAGAAGUACACAGUUCUGCUGGAAUACAAGAAAUAGAUAAUGUUUCUGAUGAAUUUCAAGCUCUUAAAAAAGACGAKGUAGAUUUAAGCAGAGAAAGUUAUGAUAAACACAGUGAUAAAAAUGAUAAUCUAUCUGAAUUUGAUAUGCAAGAAGAGCAAUCAAUGGAUACUGAUACUGAAAAAAUGAAAGGACAAAUUAGUUCGGAUGCUGAUUCAAUGUCAGUAAAUUAUGAUAAAAAUAGUGAAAGAAAUGAUACAUUGUCAGAUUUAGGAGUACAAGAUGAAGGUUCAGGAGAUUCAGAAGAAAUUAAAGAGAAACAAUUAACUAAUUCUUUUAUCAAAACAAAUGCAUCUGAGGAUAUUCCUGAAUCUGAUCUUGUAGAUAAUGCAACUGUUAGCAGUUCUGCGUGUAUGCAAGAAUAUAAUAAAGAAUCAUUUGCUUCUGUUAUAAGUAGUUCAAACGAUGGAUCCGUUAAAAAUAUAUUUUUACAAGACAAUAGUAACAUACCGAUAGUAUCUCAACAAAUUGAUAAUUCAUUUUCCGCUAAAACAAGUAACAGUGCAUUUAACGUACUAGCACCAAUAGCAUCUAAUAUUUCUAUUAUAAAAUCUACUGAAAUUAGUAAUAUGCCAUCAUUAAAAGAAAAUUAUUCAUCUAGUAUUGAUCAAAGUGUGAAUGAGUAUGCUGAUGAUGUAUCAGAAAAUCCAAGUUCUUGUAUAGAUCAAGAUUCAAAUGAAGAUAUGAUAAUUGAUUGCAGAAUGUCAGAAUCUAAUGAGUCCUCAAAGGAGGUAGAAGAAACUCCACCUAAUGGUGAGAAAUUAGUAACACCAUCCGAUAGUGAUAAAUCAACAGUUAGCAAUGAUAAUUUGUUGAAUGAUCAAAAUAUAAGAAAAGAAGAUAAUUUUUGUAUGCCAAAUGAUUUACCUCUUAUCACAGAAAAUCAGAAAAUUGCAUUAGAUACUUCUAUGACAAGUAAUAAGGAAAGUAAUUCCCCUAUUACUGCAGACAUUUUUGUUGAACAAAAAGAUUCAAACAAUAAAACAAAGGAUAAAGAAAGUGAUAACGUACAAAUAACUGAAACAUAUACAGAGAAAUCUGAAACGGCCAUAAAUAAUAGUAGUUAUGAAAGUACAGAUAUAAAAUUGAAAGAAGAUAUGAGUAAUACUGAAAAACAAAAUGUUGUACAAAAUGAAAUAAAUUUAAUCUCAAAUGAAUCUGAAAAGAGUUCAGUUAAUAAGCAAUCUUUAGUUGCAAAUUAUGAUAGUAAUGAUUCUAAUGAUGAUGGCAGUGACGAUGUUUUUGAAGCAGACACAUUAGAGGAUUAUGAAUCUACAGAUAAUAUUCCUAAUUGUUCCGUAGAAGAACAUACAAUAAAUGAUAAUAAAAUAACAGAAAACAUAAAUAUUGAACGAGAAUGUACAGAUGAUAAAAAAUAUAUAUUACUUGACGAGUCACAGCAAUUUGUACGUGAUAAAAAAGAGUUAGAAUCAAACUUACAAAUUGCAACUGACAAGGAUUUUACUAAAAACGACAUAGAAAAUAAAAAGGAAAUAUGUAAUGUUAAUUCAGAUGAAGUAAUUAAUAUUUCCAACAACAAAAAUAUUGAAGUAAGUUACAAGUGUGAUGAUAAUAAAUGCAGUGACAUAAGUAAAAAUGAACAAACAAUCAAUGAGUCAAGUACAGAUGAAUACAGAAAGGAUACAGUAUUACAUAAUAUAUCUUCUCUUGAUAGUUCAAGUAAAGUAAAUAAUACUACAACUAUUCUAACAGCAUCAUCAGAUCAUUCUAACUUACAAACAUUUGUAAAUGAAAAAACUGAAGCAGAGUUUCAAAUUACUUCUAAUCAAAUUGUCAAAGAAUAUAUGAACAAUACUGCUAAUAAUAAAAGCGUCUUAGGUGAAAACACAAUAAUAAAAUUACAAAAUGAAAGUAAGCCUUCUAUUAUUCAAUCGGUGCAAGAUAUAGAUAACUCUGUGUUUGAAAAGUUAGAUAGUAACAAAAAUACAGACAAUACAGAAAAUACUUCUAAUUUAAUACAAGUUCAAAAAAAUAGUGGAUCAGGUGACAUUAAUGAUCAACCAACAAAUAUAUUAGAUAAUACUGUAAAUGUUAUGGGUCAACAAAUUAUAGAAAAGAUAAACGAUAAAGAUAACGUUGCUAAAAGCAAAGAGAUAACAUCGCAAGUUGCAGCAGAAGUAUUAUUAAAAUCGCAACAAUAUCAGGGAUUAAAAACUAACUAUCUUGAAAAUGAAAGUGAACAAAAUAAAUUCGAAACAAAAGAAUGUAAUUACAUUGAUAAUUCUGUAAAUGAAUCUAUUGCGGCUGAAACAUGUAAUCAGUCUGUACCAAAUACCUCUACAAUUAAAUUAGACAAUGAUAUACAACAAGCAUCACAAAGUUUUGAAACUCAUUCAUUAGUACAGUUAAAAGACAGUAAUAUUUCUGAUAAUAUCAACCAUACAAAUUUCAUUGCUAAUAAGCCAACUGUUUCUUACGAUAUAAGUGAUGAUAAAAGUAAACAGACUGAUUUUAUUAAUAUUUCCAAUACAAAUAAAGAUAAUAUUUAUACAAAAUCUGUACUCAAUAUACAAAAUACCAUAACAGCCUGUACUAGACCGGAACCAAUAUUUGACAAGAAAGAAGAAAUAUUGGGAAUUUUAAGAAAUGACGUUAAGAAAGAAGGCAAUAAAAGAGCAAGUGAUAUUUCAGAAAUAGAAGAUGUUCCACCGUUAAAAUCUAAACCACCUUAUAUAAAACCUUUUGUAGAAACUUUAUCUACUGAUAUAAAAUAUAAUUCACAAUCAGAAACGAAGAUAGAAACGGUAAUGGAAAAGAAAGAAUUAAAACUUGAAAGCAACAUAGUGAAUAAAGUAAAUGAAUCUUUAAUAAUUCCACCUAUCACAGAUGUAUACAAUGCAGCUGUAAGUAAUAUUGAAGCUGAAGAUAAAUUUAAAAAGGAUUCUUUACCAACCGAUAAUUUAGACGUAAAUAAUAAAAAGGAUCUUUCAGAAGUUAAAAAUGUUGAAGUAAAACCAAUUACAGUAUCAUCAGAUGAUUCUAUGGGAGGUGAUCAUGAAGAUGUGUUUGAUGCACCAUCAGAAGAGCCUGAUCCACUAGCUUGUGCCGAAGAUGAUACAUUAAAAGAUUUAAAUAUAAACAUUGGUGAAGAUAAUAGUAAUACAAAAAUAGCUAUUCGUGUUAAAUCAGUUUCUGAACUCGUAUAUGAAGGUUGGAAAAUGGAUGAUACAGAAAUUCCAAAAGUUUCACGUAAACGACGUAAUAGUGCACAAGAUUCGAAUGUCGAAGAAUUAGGAGAAAAACAAGAGGAGGAAGAAGAAAUGAUGGGUGGUAAAAGAAUAAAAUUACGUGCGAAACGUAUACCAGAUAAACAAUUGCGUAAAUCCGUCGAAGAGAGUCGCAUUGUAACAAUAAGUUCAGAGGAUGAGGCUGUGAAAUGUAAAAUAGCAGAAGAUAAUAAAGAUUGCAAUAAUGAUGAUGAUGUUAGGAUUACGCGUUCUAUUCCAAUGGGACGUAAAAAUAGAGGACGUCCAAGAGGAAGGAGACGACGUUGCAGAGGCGGUGGACGUUCACGACCGAAGCAUUCAGGAGGAGUAAAUGUAAACCAAACAUCUGAGGAAUCUCCUAACGUAAAUCUUGAGGGAACACCUACCAAUGCUUCUUCAUUAGAGACAACACCAUCUUCAUCUCAAAAAAAGAGAAAGAAAAGAAAAAUGGUAUUGGGUUUAGAAAUAGGAAGGGAUAUUGCACCUGAACAACAAGAAGGUGUAUUGCAAGGUGAAACACCUGUUAGGCAAUCAAGAAGAAUUGCCCAAUUGAAGAUUAAAGAGGCAGCAGAUAGAAGAAGAAUUGAAGAAGAAACGCUAAUUGAUGUUAAAGAGAAAAAAGAUACUACAGAUAAAAAAAAGCGAAGGAAAAAAAACGAAAGUGAAGAAGAAGUUACGAUGAAAGAAAUCGAUAAGGAUAUAAAAUCCAAUCGAAAACGAAAAAAGCGAAAAAAGAAGAAAAUGCUUGCAAAAUUUAACGAAGCUAAUCCAUGGCAAAGUUCAUCUGGUUCUAGUUCUGAUAAUGAUAUUGACAAUGAAGAUGAAGAAGAGGAAGAGGAAAUAGAAACUGAAGGAUCUUUACUUUUCAAAAGUGAUCACGAAUUUUCACCAGAAAGUGACCUUGAAAAAGAUCAGGAAUCCGAACCAUUAAGAAGAGCUAGAACUGCUCAAAAAGCUCAAAGUGAUGUUGAAGAAGCAGAUGAUGAAUAUGCUUGCCAAAAAUGUGGCAAGGCUGAUCAUCCCGAAUGGAUUCUUUUAUGUGAUUCUUGUGAUAAAGGAUGGCAUUGCUCUUGUUUGAGGCCUGCACUCAUGUUAAUCCCAGAAGGUGAUUGGUUCUGUCCACCAUGUCAACAUAAUAUAUUGGUAUCUAAAUUACGUGAAAAUUUAAAGACAUAUGAUCAAUUGUCAAAACGUCAUGAAAAUGAAGUAUUACGAAAAAAAAGGUUGGCCUUUGUUGGUAUAAGUUUAGAUAACGUCUUACAAAAGAAUGAAACACAACGUCUUCAAAAGGAUUUAAAAGAAUCAAGCCAAGAAUCUGAAAAUGAGUCUUCAUCGGAACAAUCAUCAUCUGCUUCAAGUUCGGAAACAUCUAGCAGUGAAGAAAGUGAACCGGUUUAUCAAUUACGAGAAAGACGUUGCGCAAAUACUUACAAAUUUAACGAAUAUGAUGAUAUGAUUAAUGCUGCAAUUCAAGAUGAAGUUGAAGCUGUCCAAGGUGCUGGUAAUCAGGGAAGAGGUAAAGACAUCGCGACAAUAGUUAAUGCUGAAAAAGAAGAAGCACAGCUUCAUCAACAAGUUGAAGCAUUGCAAACGAAGGACGUAAAUGAUGAUAAAAACGAUCUUGAACAGAAAUCUGAAAGAGAAAGCGACGAGGAAUAUAAAGUAGAAAAGGAAGAAGUCGAUGAGGAGGAAGAAGAAAGGAAAAGAGUUAAUAAACGAUUAUUAGCACGAAGGAAGCAUCGUAAAUUGAAUAGCUUGGAUAUAAGCAGCGAGGAUGAUCCAGAAAGUGACGAAGAUUUCAAAGGAACUAGUUCGGAUGACGAAGAAGAUUUUGACGAUCAUAUGACAUCAUCAGACGAAAGUAGUUUUACUGAUUCUAGGCGUCGUGGUAGAAGAGGAGAUUCACGUCCUGUUAGAAGAUCUACCAGAGCCAGAAUAACGACUACCUAUGAUCCAGACUUUAUUAAUGAUGAUAGUGAUGAGAGUGAUAGACCAAAAAGGAAAAAAUCUCGAUCUGUAUGGGAAAAUUCAGAUAGCGAAGAUAGUGACAAUUCUUGGAGACAAAGAAAAAAGAAGAGUAGAACUAUACCAACUUCAAGAUACAGGACAACUUCUAAAAUAAAAAGUAAAAAGAAAAAAAAGAGAAAACGUAUAAUAGAGUCAGAUAACCAAAGUGAUAACGAGGAGGAAGAAGAGCCACGAAGCAAUGAUAAUUAUACGUCUGAAAAUGUAGAUACCGUUCUCCAAGAAGGAGGUGAAGAAGUGGUGUCUAGUAAGGUUGAAAACGUAGAGAAUAUUGCUGAUCUUGAAAAUGUCGAAAAUACCGAGAAUACGCACAAUACUACUGAUGCUGUGAAAACAGAGCUGAUAGAAAAUACUGUUACAAAUACGGACACAUUGGUUCUUCCACAAAUCGAUGAAAUUGCAGCUCAAAAAAAGAAAAAAGAAAAUGUACCCAAACAGAAAAAGGCUCCAACUAUUAGACGCAAGAUUAUAUACGGUGGUUUACCAGACGAUAAUUAUAAUAAACAGGAGGAGGAAGAAAUAUUAGAUAGACGUAGUCGUAGACGAGGUCGUAAGGUCAAUUAUCAAGAAGCAACAGCAACGGAUAGCGAGGAGGAAUUAAAAAAAGCUAUUAGGAAAACUGUAGAAAGCGAAGACGAAUUUGUUGUUAAUGAAACAGAUGACAUAAACGAAGACGCAGAAAAAGAUUCUGAUUCAGAUAUCUACACUCCUAAAAAAGAAGCAACAAAAAUGAAAAAUAAAUCGCCAAAAAGUAAAAAACCAAGAAAAAGUAAAAGUCCUGCGGCAAAUCGCAAAACUUUGGUUGAUGGAGUUCCGAAACCGAGGAAAAAGCCUGGACCAAAACCUGGAAGUAAGAACAAAGCACGAAAAGAGAAACUAUUAAUGGGUUCGGUAAUAAGAUCGACAGAUGGCCCGCACUUAGAUGAUAAAGAUGUUUUAUCUCAUUCAAUGGAUAAUCCAAUGGGAGAAUUAACGUCGAAAAUCGAUGAAGGUCUUCCGGAUAAUGUUGGAUUGACGGGUACAACAAUAUCAGUAGCUAGUUCCUUCACCGGAGAUGUUCCAGAAGGUUCAUUGGGAGGUCUUGGACCCGGAGAAUUGGCAGAUUUAGACGACGAACAACUAGAACAAAUAAUGAUGGAGGAUGAAGAAUAUGGUAGACGGCAGUUGGAGUUAGCGGCUGUCGAAAUAGCGAAGAAAAAGAAGAAAGAAGAACGAGAAGCUAAAAAAUUAGAGAAAGCACGGUUAAAAGCAUUAGAAAUUUUGGCUGCUGAAAGACAGAGAGAUCCAAACGCUCCCGAAGGAACCGAUGGAGAAGUACCUAAGAAAAAGAAACGAGGUCGUCGUAGUAAAGCUGAAAUACUUGCCGAACAGAUGAGAAGAGGUGGAGCUCCAACUUUGGGAUCUCCUGGAUUGACAAAUACGAGUCCAGGUGUUAUGGCAGCCAACAGCAGCAACUUGAUUGGAAUGGAUGUAUCGAGUAACGUAUCACCUAAUAUAAACCCUAACUUACCCACAGUCAUCACACCUGAGGCCGACAGGACACCUGAAGGGCAUAUUCCAAUGAUGACAGGACCAGAUGGGCAGCUCUUCAAUCCCGACGGAACACCGAUGAAGCCAAAACGGAGAGGUCGUGGCAAGGGUAAGAAAACUCUUGCUCUCGAAGCUGCCAGGGCCGCGGAAGCAGCAGCAAAAGCCGCGGCUGAAGCUGGUUUGCUCGGCAUGGGCACGGAUUCGAAUCCAGAAGUUAAGUCGAGCGAUAUCCCAAACGUACUUCCCACUCCAGGUAGCAGUACUUCCGGCUCGGCACCGUCCACACCACCAGCGAGCGGCGUACCCACGCAGUUGCCACCUUCGACGCAACCGAACGCGCAGUCUGUCUAUUCAUCUCUUCCGCCCGGUCAACAGUCUUCCGUGAUCACGAGGAUGUUGCAGUCACAACCGGUGUCGUCUAAUAAUCCGCAGUCGUUCACAGCAGCGGCGGCUGCAAUGGGUCAUAAAUAUUUCGGUGCUCCAAAUGCAACUGGACAAAUGAUGACAGGUCCACGAACUGGUUAUGAGAUGCAGCCACGCGGUAGGAUACCUUCGCCAUACAGACAGCCAGGGCAAACUUCCAUGCCACCUCAUUUUGCGGCUGUAAGGUCUGGCACACCACCCAUGAGAAUGAGAGUUCCAGGACAAAUGUAUCAUACGCCUCAUCAUCCUAUGGAUCCCUCUCCAUCAGGUGGUGGUCCUAUAUCCAUAAGUAGUCGAGACCGCAGUUCUCCUUUGGCACCGGGUCCUCCACCCAUGAUACCACCUGCAGCCGGUAGUCCAUUGGCUAAAGGUGGACCAACGCCACCUCCACCUUCUUACGUAAGAGGUGGUCCACCGAUCUCCAGGUUUACCGAUAAUCCUAUGGGACCGAGGCAUCAGAUGCCACCAUUUACGAAUGCCUCGCCGGCUAACCACGCGUUGCAACAACCUUCUCCACCUCCAAAUAGACCGCCAGGAAAUUUCUCGCCGUAUCAUCCACCUCCACCACCCAAUUAUCACUACGGUGCUUAUCCUCCUCCUCCGCCUAUGUCUACGGCGGACGAUGCAGCAGCUUAUCAAGGUUCGCCCUAUCCUACGGAACAUUUUUCGUCUCCCGCGGAUAAUCAGCCGCAGAUUCAAGCACCUCCGCAACCGCAACCUCCACCGUCUCAACCACCGCAGCCACAACAACCAUCGCAAACGCAUCCUAAUGACCCGGCUACUGUUGCAAAUAAACAAUACGACGAUGAAGGUACUGGGGAAUUUGGCGGUUUGGUGUCUUAUUUCAGUAGCCAGAGGGAGGACGAUUUGGAUUCGUAGCAUGAGUGAAAUCUUGGCCAACCCUAAAACGUUUUUUAAGUAUAAAUCCUUUAUGCAGGAUUUACGUUUUAGUUCUCCUUCUUAAAGUGAUCUCGGCUCUUGCAUAGAAAGAAGAAUCUUGAGAAAGACAGGUUUCUGAUAUCCUAUUGAUAUAUUUUAGCCCGUAGGUACCAUCGCAUUAAUCAAUCCUUAUCUUGAGGUUCUUGUUCCUGAAACUUCAAAGAAGUGACAGAUCCAUAUUAAAUUGUUCAUUUGUUUUCUACUUUUGAUAAUUCGUUAAACGAAGCAGAUCGUUCGCUAUACUUUUUUAUAAUAGGAUAAGGUAUUAUUAUAUUUAAACGUAUUCACUUAAAAUCUAAUAAAAUCGUGUGACGUAGAGAAUAUAUACAUAUAGCGACAAGAUCAAAAAUUGCAGUAAUGAUCAAAACGAAAAAUAUACAAUACGCAGAAAAUUUGAGAUUUAUUUAUAUUAUUGUUUUUCGUUAUAGAUCUGCUUCGUUAAACGCAUAGAAAAUAGAUAACAAAUGAACCAUUGGUGUGCCUCUAUUCUUGAAGAACGUUCUAAUUCGUUAUACGAAUCGUAUCAAAGUAAGGGUCGAUUGGACGAUAAAAUUCGUAUUUUACAAUUAUUCAAAUUGUAGUUACGGGUUAAACGUAGUUAUAUCAUACAUCAUGGUAUUUGAAAAUGAAUUGAUGGAAGUAUUUACAUAAUGUAAUGAUAUAAUACUAUCUAGUGUUGUUUUAUACGCGUAUGUUAACGUCUACAGUAUAUAAGAAUGUGUAAAAUAGAAGUUAGGAUCGUCUUUCUCUUGGUCCUCUUCAGCAAGUAGUCGUUUCAAAAAAGAAAAACAACAAAAGCUUUUGCACUUUGGAUCUGAAACAUAAAAAAGAAGUCGUAGAAACUAAACAACCCGAGGUUGGUCAAGUGUAAUAAAGUUUGGAGAAAUGUCCGAAUCGUUAACAAUGGAGCCUAUUUUUUAAGGAUUAUAAGCUUUUUGUAAUUAGUUUCAGUUCGAUUGAAUUAAUAUAAAAAGUAAGUGACCAUAACUUUGUUCAACGUUGAAUGUAUUGUAGAAACAUUCGUUAAGGAGACUGAUCUGAUUAGAAUUUUAACCUUUUCCCGUUCGUUUUCGAACUCAUUUCUUCUAAUCAGGUGCAUCUUUUUACGAUCAAUGCAUUCCUCGUUGAACAAACGUUAAUAAUCUUAUUAAAAACAAAAAGAAUAAGAAAGAAAAAAAAUAUUAUUG
Molecule: messenger RNA, 14692 nt
Organism: Polistes dominula (European paper wasp)
Lineage: Eukaryota; Metazoa; Arthropoda; Insecta; Hymenoptera; Vespidae
Biological process (GO): negative regulation of DNA-templated transcription
Cellular component (GO): RSF complex
Molecular function (GO): histone binding
Source: RefSeq, a predicted model, not a curated record